AGCGAAUGAGCAUGACCACGCCACGCGCCUUCGUGUGACAGGUAUCCUCCCGCCACACUCCUUUCCUUUUUAAUCACAAACCAAUCCUCUUUUCUCUCUCUUCUGCCCUAAUUUCAACUAUUUCAAUUAUAACUCUUUCACUUUCAUUUCUCGAUUCCAAAUUAUUCUCUCAAUAAUCAACUUCCUCCUUCAACCUUGAUUCACCGUUCAACAUAUUCUAAUUCUAUUCCUUAGGAUUCGUCUUUCUGGAAAAUUGUUGACAGUGAUAACUGGUUUUGUUGAUAUGGGAUCAGAAAGUAUUGCUCCCAUGGUUGAGACUUCAAAAAACAGGUCUUGUAAAAUGAACCAAGGGAAAGUCCCCAAGAGAAUUCACAAGGCCGAAAGAGAGAAAAUGAAACGUGAACACUUGAACGAACUCUUUCUUGAUCUUGCCAACGCUCUUGAUCUCAAUGAUCCGAACAGUGGAAAGGCUUCUAUAUUGUGUGAAGCUUCUAAGCUGCUAAAGGAUUUGCUCUGUCAGAUUCAUUCCCUCAAGAAGGAGAACGUCUCUUUGUUGUCUGAAUCUCAAUAUGUGACCGUGGAGAAAAAUGAGCUUAAGGAAGAGAAUAGUAGCCUAGAAACUCAAAUUGAGAAGCUUCAAGGAGAGAUACAGGCAAGGAUGGUUCAUUCUAAACCUGACCUGAAUGCACCUCCUCAAUUGGAACUUGAGCUGCCAGAGCAGACAAAAUUUGCAGGAUAUGGUCUCCAAAUGCCUACCAUAGAACCUUCAUUGCAGCAAGGACCUGCUGUUUUGGUUGUCCCUUUUCGUCCCGAUCUUCAAGCUGCUUUUCCAGCUCCUAACAUUACCGAUCCAAACCCUACAUCUGUUAUCAGUAAACCACAUGCCAGAUAUCCCACACCAGCAGAUUCAUGGCCAUUGCAACUGCUUGGAGAGCAACCAACUUCUAGUUAAACUUGUUAAUUUGUAGAGCUCUAGUUUCAGUAUUGGUAUAAUCAGCCAACUACCUUUCCUAAUUGCAAUGCUGCUCUGGAGCUGUGUAUAAAUUAUAGAUGUUCAAUUAUCUUAGAAAAUUUUACUCAGUUCUAUUUGUGUCUUAGUUAUGAUUUAAGUUAGGUCAUCUUUUACAUUUUGUCUUCCAUUGGCUGAACUGAAAUACACCAUCAACAGUUACAGUAAUCAAUGAUCUUGGUUGUCCGUGAA
Messenger RNA from Lathyrus oleraceus (garden pea), 1201 nucleotides. Its product is annotated as transcription factor bHLH47. The record is from RefSeq and is a predicted model, not a curated record. The transcript is spliced from 5 exons. Bases 284 to 952 code for a protein of 222 amino acids. Gene Ontology annotation, molecular function: protein dimerization activity. NCBI's taxonomy places the organism in Eukaryota, Viridiplantae, Streptophyta, Magnoliopsida, Fabales, Fabaceae.